UCGUUUGAAAAUGGUAAAUUCAUGCAGUGUGUUUAAGUGUCAUAAUAAGGCAAACAAAUCAGACAACAGAAAGUUUUUCCGGUUACCGGAAAUUAUUCUUCACCAAGAUGACAGGACCCGAGAAUUAUCAACGGAAAGGCGAAGAUCGUGGCUUGCGAGACUCGGUCAAGAUUUCACAGGGAAAAACCUUAGCAACAUCAGAGUGUGCUCAGAUCAUUUUAUUUCAGGGCAGAAGUCAGCAUUGUAUGACAGAGAAAAUCCAGACUGGGCACCAUCAAUCAACCUAGGAUCUACAGCUUCAACACCAUCCCCGCUAGUUGCAACAGGGCGUUUCGCAAGGCGUAGGGCUCGAUCCGAGAAGUGUGAGGCUGCACGCGUGCUACUUUCAAUCGGUGAAUCAUGUGAACCUUCACUUGAAGAGGAGGCUGGAACAAGCUCACAAACUGAUUUAUCUUCACUAGUGAUUGAUUCUGUUUUUAAUGAAUUAGCACAUGUAAAAAAAGAAAAUGACUCCUUUAGGGAACAACUCAAGACCCAGACGCCAUACUGUAUUGAGUUCUUCAAAGAAAAUGAUGACAAAGUGAAAUAUUUCACAGGAUUGACAAGUUUUCUUGUUCUCAUGGAACUAUUCGGUUACCUUGAAGGUCACCUGCCUGCAAAAGUCUUGCUAUCAAAGUUUCAAUGCUUAAUUAUGACACUGAUGAAAUUGAGACUUGAUUUGUCAAAUGUGUUUUUAGCUUAUCAAUUUAGUGUAUCGACAUCUACUAUUUCCAGAACAUUUGAAGACUAUAUACAUGUCAUGUACCAUCGUAUGAAACCAUUAGUUUACUGGCCAGAUAGAGAAUCUCUCCAAAAGACAAUGCCAAUGCAGUUUCGUGAACAUUUCGGGAAAAAAUGUGCCAGUGAUUAUAGAUUGCUUUGAAGUCUUCAUAGAUAAACCAUCCAAUAUGCUAGCUCGGGCUGAGACAUGGUCAUCCUAUAAACACCACAAUACUGUUAAGUUUUUAAUAGGGAUUACACCCCAGGGAGUUAUUUCAUACAUUUCAAAUGCCUGGGGCGGUAGAACCACAGAUAAACAUAUAACUGAGCACAGUGGUUUUUUAGACAACAUUUUACCUGGGGACCUAGUGAUGGCAGACAGGGGCUUUGAUAUUGCUGCAAGUGUUGGAACAUUGUGUGCCCAAGUAAAAAUUCCUGCGUUCACCAAAGGAAAAAGCCAAAUGUCUCCACUAGACCUGGAGUCCACAAGGAAACUUGCAAAUGUGAGAAUUCACGUUGAACGAGUCAUAGGAUUAACAAGGCAAAAAUAUACUAUCUUGAAUGGUCCAUUACCAGUAGAAUUUCUCUUAAAGGAAAAUGGACAAGACCUUCCUGUUAUUGACAAAAUUGGAACUGUUUGUUGUGCAUUGGUGAAUUUAUGUGAUCCAGUAGUUGCUUUUGAUUAAAUGUCUUGAUUUGAACUGUAUUAA
This is a messenger RNA of Mya arenaria, 1469 nucleotides long. RefSeq lists its product as uncharacterized. The coding region runs from base 11 to 922 and encodes 303 amino acids. Lineage: Eukaryota; Metazoa; Mollusca; Bivalvia; Myida; Myidae. The record is from RefSeq and is a predicted model, not a curated record. The transcript is spliced from 2 exons.